AAUAGGAGUGAGCAACGGGGAAACAGGUAUUUAGGCAUACUCAUACUCGUUUCCUUUUUUUAGGGUUACAGGUACCCAAAUACUCGGGAUGAGACAUGGGACUGAAAAAUUCUAUAAUGGGUACCCGCGGAUUGCCCGUUAAUACCUGUUUGGAUAUUACGGGUACCUGUACUACCCGUUAACUAUGUAUAGAUAAUUUACCCGUUAAAACUUAUGAUCUGUUGUAAAAUGUGAAUGAUAAAUCUACAUGGUUUCUGUAUGUAGCACAUUGCAAACCUUGCUGGCAACUCAAAGCCGGUGCUUCCUGUUCCCGCUUUCAAUCUUAUCAAUGGUGGAUCACAUUCUAGAAACAAGCUCGCUAUGCAGGAGUUCAUGAUAUUUCCCACUGAAUCUUCCACAUUCAAGGAAGCCAUGAAGAUAAGUGCUAAGGUGUACCAUCAUUUGAAGGACUUGGAGCAGAAAGGGAGGCUUGGAAGCGAGUUUUGGGUCGAGAACGGAGAAUUGGCGACAAGGAGGAGUUGGAAGGCAAAAUACCCGGUCAGGUCGCUUAAAUACCCGACCGGGUAAAUGUGGCCGCAGGCCUAAUAUUUCAACCCGGAGGAUCAGACGACCCCCCAGUCGAGAGCCCUAAAUACCCGACCGGGUAUUUUCACCCAAGGUCGGGUAUUUUCUCCAGCUGAUGCGCGUCUUUUUGCUAACACCAGGCCGGUUCCCUUAAUACCCGACCGGGUAUUUGGAUCGGGUUUCGGAAGCUGGGGUUGUUACAAGCAGAUUUCGGGUUGUUGGUCUAUAAUCCAAGUUUUAAAGGAAGAAACAGAGUUUUGGAGAGGGAAAGUGACGAACCCUACCUCUAAGGUGACAUAGAUCGAGUUUUCACGACAUUGGAGCUCUAUUGAAGCCUGGAGAAAUGCCGAUUGACAACUAGAAGUUGAAUUUCAUCCUUCACAAAAUGAUUUCUACAUCUGAAGCUGAUUUCUCUUCUCUCUUUAUGGAGUAAACUCGCUCUCUCUCACUUGGGUAUGAAGAACCCUAGAUUUGUAUGUUAGGUUUGGUUGUAUGAACCCAAGUACAUGAUAUUUUGAUAUUGAUUAUAUUCGAUUGAGGUAUGAUUUCUGAAUUGCAUGAAUCUUGAUCACAUUCUUGUAGUUUCUGCUUUGACCUAGAAAGAGAAUAUCUAUCUAGGUUGAUAGAGCAUCCUUGAUUGAAGAUGGUGAAUUGACUACUUUAGUCAAGAAAUCAAUUCACUGCUC
Molecule: messenger RNA, 1250 nt
Organism: Linum trigynum
Lineage: Eukaryota; Viridiplantae; Streptophyta; Magnoliopsida; Malpighiales; Linaceae
Source: the annotation of a GenBank genome assembly